CACAGGGCUUUCAGUCCAUCGCUUUAUAAAAUCAUCGACAGCGACUUGAUAUAAUCUACGUCUGUUAUUCAAAACCGGGACAUACGCUUGUUUUCAUGUACAUGGUAAUUAUAGUUUUGCUGGUUUCAGUUUCUGGUUAAUAUUUCAAGAAUUCCGAAGGCUCUGUGUUUGCUGCUGAGAUGUCUGGUCUUUUGUUCUUCGUGCUGAUGGCGCACACCGCUUAUGGAGACGUGAGCUAUUCUUUUCCGGAGGAGAUGAAACGAGGAUCUGUGAUUGGAAAUAUAGCAAAGGAUCUCGGGCUCGAUGUGAACAGACUGUCAUCUCGUAAGGCUCGAAUUGAUGCUGAAGGUAACAGAAAACGAUACUGUGAUAUUAAUCUGAAUACUGGAGAACUGACCGUAGCGGAGAGAAUCGACAGAGAGGAGAUCUGCGGGGACAGGCUGUCGUGUGUUUUAAAAUUUGAGUUAAUGCUAGAAGAUCCAUUAGAGCUGCAUCGAGUUUCGGUUCAAAUACAGGAUAUUAACGAUAAUUCACCGGGUUUCUCAAAGGACUUGAUAACAUUUGAAAUAAGUGAGUCAGCUCUUAGAGGUACUCGUUAUCGCUUGAAUGCGGCUCAUGAUGCUGAUAUAGAUCAGAAUACAGUUCAGAGAUACAGUCUACAGAAGAAUGACAAUUUUCAGUUAAGCGUAAGUACAAAUGUAGACGGGAAAAAAAAAUUGGAAUUCGUCUUAGAGAAAGAAUUAGAUCGUGAGCAGCAGAAAGAGAUAUCUUUAAUAGUGACCGCGGUAGACGGCGGGACUCCACCGAGAUCAGGUACUGUAGUCAUACACGUCACUGUGCUGGAUGCUAAUGAUAAUGCUCCAGUCUUUAGUCAGGACGUCUAUAAAGUCAGUCUACCUGAAAAUUCUCCUCUAGAUACUGUAGUGGUGACAGUGAGCGCUACUGAUGCUGACGAGGGACAAAACGGAGAAGUCACCUAUGAGUUUGGUCGUAUUUCUGAUAGAGCUAGAAAGCUGUUCUCGUUGGAUUCAAAUACAGGUGCCAUUCGAGUUACAGGUUCACUUGAUUUUGAGGACGAAGCCAUGUAUGAAUUACUAGUUGAAGGAAAAGAUGUAUUUGGUUUAUCCAGUGAUGCUAAAGUUGUAAUAGAAAUAUCAGACGUUAAUGACAAUGCUCCUGAGAUACGAGUGAAAUCUUUGCGUAGCCCCGUUCCGAGAACCGUUCCCGGUACAGAGGUCGGCAUCAUUAAUGUUCAGGACAGAGACUCGGAGAAUAACGGACAGGUGCGCUGCUCCAUUCAGCAAAACGUUCCGUUUAAACUCGUUCCUUCGAUCAAGAAUUACUAUUCUCUGGUGACCACAGGUGAAUUAGACCGAGAGCUGCUCUCUGAUUAUAAUAUUACAAUUACUGCUACUGAUGAGGGCUCUCCGCCUUUAUCUUCCUCUAAGAAUAUUCACCUGACUGUAGCUGACGUGAAUGAUAAUCCACCUGUAUUUCAGGAGCAGAGUUACAGAGCUCACGUACAAGAAAAUAAUAAAGCGGGCUCCUCUAUUUGUUCAGUAUCAGCUACAGACCCGGACUGGAGACAGAAUGGCACUGUAGUUUAUUCUCUCUUGUCUUCUGAUGUUAACGGCAAGCCGGUGUCCUCGUUUCUGUCCGUUAACGGAGACACCGGGGUCGUUCAUGCCGUGAGGUCGUUUGAUUACGAACAGAUGAAAAGUUUGAAAGUGCUGGUGUUAGCCAGAGACAACGGCUCUCCUCCUCUGAGCAGUAACGUGACCGUGAGCGUCUUCAUAACGGAUGAGAACGACAACUCUCCUCAGAUAUUAUACCCCUCUCCGGAAGGAAACUCCUUCAUGACCGAGAUGGUGCCCAAAGCUGCUCAGGCGCGCUCCCUGGUCUCCAAGGUGAUCGCCGUGGACGCGGAUUCCGGUCAGAACGCGUGGCUCUCGUAUCACAUUAUUAAAGCCACAGAUCCGGGACUUUUCACUAUCGGUGUCCACAGCGGAGAGAUCAGGACGCAGCGGGACAUUUCUGAAUCUGACAGCAUGAAACAGAACCUGAUUGUGUCCGUGAGAGAUAACGGACAGCCCUCUCUCUCAGCCACGUGCUCGUUGUAUUUACUGAUAUCAGAUAACUUGGCUGAAGUCCCGGAACUGAAAGACAUGUCUCGAGACGAGAGCGGCUCCAAACUGACGUUUUAUUUGAUCGUCGCGCUGGUGUCCGUUUCCACUUUCUUCCUGACCUUCCUUAUCAUCAUCCUCGCCGUGAGGUUUUGUCGCAGGAGAAAGCCCAGACUGUUGUUUGAUGGAGCUGUAGCCAUUCCCAGCGCGUAUCUUCCUCCAAAUUACGCAGAGGGAGGCGCGGGAACUCUCCGCAGCGCGUACAAUUAUGACGCGUACCUGACCACGGGCUCGCGCACCAGUGACUUCAAGUUCAUCAGAUCUUAUAAUGAAGAAACACUGACCUCUGACCUGACUCUGAGAAAGACUCAGUCUGCUGUGGAUGAUCUUGAAGGACUUGAUGCGGAAAUGAACGAUUCUUUUCAGGUAGGACUGUUUUCUAAGUAUUUUUGA
This is a messenger RNA of Puntigrus tetrazona (Sumatra barb), 2576 nucleotides long. RefSeq names its product protocadherin gamma-A11-like. Lineage: Eukaryota; Metazoa; Chordata; Actinopteri; Cypriniformes; Cyprinidae. Gene Ontology annotation, cellular component: plasma membrane. Gene Ontology annotation, biological process: homophilic cell-cell adhesion. Gene Ontology annotation, molecular function: calcium ion binding. The record is from RefSeq and is a predicted model, not a curated record.